AUCGCUUUAGACAACCGAAUAAAAUUUAUCCAAGGCAUGUUCUUACUAACUACCCCGUCGUACGCGCUCAUCGUUUUCACCAGGAACUUAACUCUGGAACCUGAAGAAAGGGAAUUCGUCUUCAAGCUGUGGGAUCCACUCCAGUACUUUCUCGACAAAGAAUAUUACUACUUCAGCCGCUUGGUCUACGAAGUGACCCUCUUCACCUACGCAUUGUUCACUAUCGGUUCUGUUUACCUUGUGUAUUUCGUUCCAUGCUUCAUGGCGGCCGCCCAGAUGAAAUUUCUGAUGAAGAUGUUGUCAUCGAAGCACUUGGAUGUCACCGUUUGUAUCAAGUUUCACCAAAAGAUUCUGAGAUUUGUUAGAAAUAUAAACAGUCUCUUCUCUGGGCAAAUGUUCUUCGAAAUAGUCUUGUCAGCUUUGCCGAUCACGUUUCGUAGCUAUCAAUUGAUUAUGAUGUUGACAAAUUACGAUCCUAGAGCUGUCGGUGUCUUCUUCUUCUUGAUAUUGUGUUUCUUGGUUCCUCUACUCGUCUGUUUUUCUGGGCAAAUGAUAUCUGAUGCAAGUGAAGAUUUGUUUAUUGGAACAUAUCAGAACGAAUGGUACAGAUUAAAUGUUCAAGAAAGAAAAUCUCUGUGCAUAAUGAUGACUAUAGCAUCCAUUCCUCUCAACCUCUGUUAUAGGAACACAAUGACUUUCAAUAUGGACAGAUAUAUGACCGUAGUGCAAGCUACGUACUCAUAUAUAACUGUGCUUAUAAACUAUAAUUAGACAUUCAAUACUGG
This is a messenger RNA of Nezara viridula (southern green stink bug), 785 nucleotides long. Lineage: Eukaryota; Metazoa; Arthropoda; Insecta; Hemiptera; Pentatomidae. The record is from the annotation of a GenBank genome assembly.